AGUGACGUCAUCAAAAAGCCUUAACGAUUGAAAACAAUGGCCGACAGGAGAGCCAGUAUUGUAACUCUUGUAGUUGUUUUAAAUGUUUAACUAGUAAAAUUUACUGUGUGUAUGUAGGAGACUCUUAUUGUGAUGUUUAGUGAUUUAAUAAGUGUGUUUUAUAAGAGAGAAGCCAGCUGCUUAGCCCGCUUUUAGCUGCCAAAAUGAGCGAUGUUGUGGAGAAGACGCUGACAGCUCUGCCGAGCCUCCUCUCUUUAGACUCUCACCCUGGGUCUGCAAAACUGUCCUCCACUUCAAAGCUAGGAAACCUCAUCAGGGGAAUCACUGAGCUAACGUCUAAACAUGAAGAAGAAAAACUUAUUCAGCACGAGCUUUUGGCGAUCAAAGAACAAGUGUCCUCUCCCAACACCACCAUGAGGCAGAUGAAGGAGCUCAUGGUGCGAUCGAUCUACUGUGAAAUGUUGGGCUACGAGGCUUCGUUCAGCUAUAUUCAUGCCAUUAAACUGGCUCAGCAAGGCACUGUUCUGGAAAAGAGAGUCGGUUACCUCGCUGUGUCCUUAUUUCUGAAUGAAAGUCACGAGCUUCUGCUGCUCCUGGUAAACACUGUGUUAAAGGAUCUUCAGAGUACAAAUCUUAUUGAAGUGUGCAUGGCUCUGACUGUUGUCAGCCAGAUGUUCCCCAAAGAUAUGAUCCCUGCGAUCCUUCCUCUAGUGGAGGAAAAACUAAAUCACCCAAAAGAAAUCAUUAGAAGGAAAGCAGUCCUGGCGCUGUACAAGUUCUACCUAAUAGCACCAAAUCAAGUUCAGCACAUCCACAACAAGUUUCGCAAAGCUCUUUGUGACAAAGAUCCUGGUGUGAUGACAGCCUCACUACACAUCUACCUGCAGAUGAUCCAGGAGAACCCAGACGCUUACAAGGACCUGACACCAAGUUUUGUUACCAUAUUGAAGCAGGUGGUGGGAGGAAAGCUGCCCAUGGAUUUUAAUUAUCACACUGUUCCUGCUCCAUGGCUUCAAAUUCAGCUGCUCAGAAUACUCGCCUUACUUGGGAAAAAUGAUCAGAGUACAAGUGAGGUCAUGUAUGAAGUUCUUGAUGAGUCUUUACGAAGAGCAGAGAUGAACCAUAACAUCACUUACGCUAUUUUAUAUGAGUGUGUAAAAUGUAUUUACACAAUUCAUCCUAAGUCCGACCUUUUGGAAAAAGCUGCAAAGUGCAUUGGAAACUUUGUUUUGUCCCCCAAGAUAAAUCUAAAAUAUCUAGGCCUGAAGGCCCUGACCUAUGUUGUCCAGCAGGAUCCUAAACUGGCCUUGCAGCAUCAGAUGACCAUCAUAGAGUGUCUUGAUCACCCUGACCUCAUUAUUAAGCGUGAGACGCUGGAGUUGCUCUUUCGCAUCACUAAUGCCCAGAAUGUGACAGUCAUUGUUGAGAAGAUGCUGGAGUUUCUGUGUAUCAGUGAAGAUGAUCACACUACCAUUGACCUGGUGGGGAAGGUGGCAGAACUGGCGGAAAAAUAUGCACCAGAUAACGAGUGGUUCAUAGAGACGAUGAACACUGUGUUUUCGCUUGGUGGAGACAUGAUGCAGCCUGACAUCCCUAACAGUUUUCUCAAACUGCUGUCUGAGGGCUUUGACAGUGUGGAGGAAGACAGAAAGUUGAAGCUGUUUGCUGUGAAUUCAUACGUUCCUCUGCUGCGGGGAGAGCCUGGCAAACUGCCACAGCGCUUCCUCCAAGUCAUCAGCUGGGUGCUUGGGGAAUACUCUCAUUUGAGGGAGGAUCUUGAACCUGCUGAAGUCCUGAGCCUGCUAGCCAAACUUUUGGACAUGAAGAACAGCAGUAGUGAAACCAAGAGCUGGGUCCUCAUGGCCAUGACCAAACUCUGCAAAGGUGGCACUGAUGCUUCUGUAACUCAGGAGGUUUCUGAGACAUACAGCAGCUCCCUGGAUACAGUGCUGAGACAAAGGGCGCAUGAGUUGCAGUACCUCAGCCAAGACCCUGAACUAAGAGCCAGGGUGUUGCCACGAGGUGCCAACCCAGAGACUCUGGAGGUGGAUUCCUCGCUGUCAUUUCUUGACAGAUUUGUGUCAGAGGCGUUGGCUGCCGGCGCUGCUCCAUACAAACCUCCCCACCAACGGCAGGAGGAAUUAGAUCAGUCAAAAGCCUUGAGCCUGGAGCCCUAUGGCCUUUCUCUGCCUAUCAGCAUGUCCUCCUGCAGCAUCACUGACAGACAGUCUCCUACACUGUUGUCCAUGAGCUCGGGUCUGUCAGGGGAUAGCGCUGACCUCUCACACAAAGGAGGCUCUUCAGCUUUGAAGCUGGAUGGUGUAAAGAGGGUGUGGGGAAGGGAGGGCUAUCUGGCCCAGAGAGAACCUGUAGAGGAAGCUGCACAGGUUGAGGUUCCCAGUCCUAUUCAGUCUCCCGGCCGGCAGGGCGAAGGUGACAGUUUGCACAGCCAAACUCCAACUCAGACACCGACCCCAGAGCCUGAACAAGAGAAACAGCAGCUGGCCUCUUCGCUGUUUGUUGGUCUGGCUUCCCAAAGCUCUGUGUCUCUGAUGGGAAAAUCUGAGCCGACACCCCAGCGAUUUCGAAGAAAAGCCAAAGGUCAAGGUCCGGGCUCGUCCUUCAAUGCAAGCGAGCAAAUAUCCAGCUCCCUCAUCUCUCCUCCCAGUGCUGUAGAUAACCUGCUGUGUAACAACCUACUAGACUCCAACAACGCCUCAGAGCUGGCCGAACAGACAUCUCAGCUCUCUCAGCGCCUCACUACUGCUAAUGGCACCUGUCACACAGAGGCAGAGUUAACUGAACCUGACACAAAGGGAUGUAACCCUGCUCUCCGCAGGGAUAACUGUGUGGUAGCUGCUGAUCCUGGUCCACAUGACGACCCAGGCAGACUAACAGAAGUGUGUCUGGAUUCUUAUCUUCCUGCAGAGCUUUCUGGCCUUUCACACUCAGAAAUCGCUCCUUUGUGUGCCAACCAAAGCCUGAAUCUCUCAGCCUGUCAUGUGCAGAAGGAAGAUUCAUUAAUAUUAGUUGUUUUUAUUAUAAACUCCUCCGAGUCUGCCAUACAACAGAUGCUGCUUCAGGUCGACUCCGAAGAACUUGAGGUAUCCUGCCUAUGUGAUAGUCCAGCGGGGGAGAUGACAAGCCACAGUGUAGCAGUGGGCCAGUAUUCUCUAACUGUGAAGAGGCCUGCGGUUCACGUCGAGGUGGUCGGGACGGUAUCUUACCAGCUGCCCGCUGGGACGUCUCAGUCAUUGCAGUUUUCCUAUAAAGUCCCUUUAACCAGCUUCAUCAGACCUUUUGUGGUGUCCACGGAGGAAUACGGGACGAUGUGGCUUUCCUUCUCUCACGACACAAAGCAGAAUCUGACGUUGAUAAAUGACAACCAGGAACCUCUCACAGCCACUCUGAAUGCUCUGAAGAAGAAGCUCCAGCUUCAUGUUGUGGAAGUUAUAGGCAUGGAAGGAAUCGUAGCUUGCCGUCUCCUUCAGGAUCUGCCGUGUCUGAUGCAUUGCCGUGUGAAUGCCGGCUGGCUGGCUGUGUGGCUGCGCUCGCCGGUGCCCGACCUGCCUGACUGCCUGAUCUACCACUGCCAGAGAGCUUUACAGAGCCUCUGAGACUCAGAGCUGCAGCACCAUCACCACUGAAAUCACUGAGGAACUAAACCCACCAGACCCUCACUGAAGAGGAAGGUACACAGAGCUGGAGUGCUGAACAGAAAAGGAGAAACCUGCUGUUGUGGCUUUGGAUCUUUAUAUUGCGGUCUUUAUGAAUUCCACUCAAAGUUAUUUAGUAAGAUUUGGUUUUAUUUAUUUGGCAGAAUUAUAACUCAUUGAAAGACAUGGCAGGUGAAAAGCUCAGGGUCAAAUGAUGGCGUUUAAUCAUCUGUGGGUGUUUCGUUAUUGCCUUUUAGUCGUGAAAGGGCUCCAUAAUCACUAAACGAUUGAAGCCUUCUUUCCUGGUUAAAUUCUGAUGGUA
This is a messenger RNA of Oreochromis niloticus (Nile tilapia), 3978 nucleotides long. RefSeq names its product adaptor related protein complex 4 subunit epsilon 1 (gene ap4e1). Gene Ontology annotation, biological process: intracellular protein transport; vesicle-mediated transport. NCBI's taxonomy places the organism in Eukaryota, Metazoa, Chordata, Actinopteri, Cichliformes, Cichlidae. The record is from RefSeq and is a predicted model, not a curated record. The transcript has 21 exons. The coding region runs from base 204 to 3617 and encodes 1137 amino acids. Gene Ontology annotation, cellular component: membrane coat; AP-4 adaptor complex.